Molecule: messenger RNA, 765 nt
Organism: Chenopodium quinoa (quinoa)
Lineage: Eukaryota; Viridiplantae; Streptophyta; Magnoliopsida; Caryophyllales; Amaranthaceae
Product: RNA-binding protein PNO1-like
Exons: 1
Cellular component (GO): nucleolus
Molecular function (GO): RNA binding
Source: RefSeq, a predicted model, not a curated record
GAUGGAGCUAGUAUAAUAUUUUUUAAUGCUCGUAGCAGAACACGAAGUUGGUUUAAUUAUUCGUGUCACAAAUUAUACACUUUGUUGCCUGAAUGCUGUUCAUGGUUUUAUGCUCUUUGGUUGUAUAGAUUGAUAUUUUUCUUGGUAAUAUGGAAUUGGCAAGGAAGCCAAAUUUUGAGGCCAUUCAGCCUCAGGAAGUCUCAGAUAGUGUUGAACUUGUUCUGCUUUGUGCCUGCACCACCACACCGUCGCACACCACUUGUAAAAGCAUGGAAAAACCAGAUUUACGAUCCCAUUCGCAAUGAGAUGAAAAUUGACAUCCGCAUGAAUCUUAAGGCAAAGCAGGUUGAACUUAAGACUAUGCCUGACACCUCGGACAUUAGCAACCUUUACAAGUGUGCUAGCUAUGUUCAAGCCUUCAUGUUGGGCUUUGAACCUGAGCAAAUAAGGGAUGUUUUUCUCAAGUAUGAUCAUUUUCAUAUGUCUACAAUCGAUAUGCUGGAUGUCAAGCGUACACUUAAGGGGAAUCAUUUGACUCGAGCCAUUGGAAGGAUUUGUGGGAAAGGUGGCAAGACCAAAUUCAUGAUUGAAAAUGCUACUAAAACUAGGCUUGUAGUUGCUGCUUACAAGAUUCACAUUGUGGGUUCUCAUGAUGCUAUCAAAAUUGCAACGGACUGUCUAUGCCGCCUUAUUAUGGGCUCCCCUGCUGCUAAAAUCUCUUCAAGGCUAAGAACUAUCACAGCUCGAGCAUCUGAUAGAUUCUAA